UAUCUUUUAUGGUAUCAUUAGCAUAGCAUUUUACUACUUGUUCAUCAAGUUACAGACUUUAUAUAAUCUUUUUGGAAUCUCAUUUAUCUGCUGUUAUCCUAAGAUUUAUAUUCCUAGUUGUUUAUAUACAUAUAAAGAUAUAAGAAACAUAUAGGUCUUUAUUUUUAGUUUCAUUGCCCCUCGUUUUUUUGCGCUUGCACCAUGUUGUUGGUCUAAAUCCUUACCUCAAUCAGUACAGCUGGAAGGAAGUUCUGCAGUGACAAUUACAUGAUUGUGUGAUUAUGUUUUCAAGAAGACGAUUGGGUUUGUAAUAUAAAAUAAUAGUUGUCACUGAAGGUAUAGUGAUAGUUUAACGGAAGGUUUUCCACUGCAUAAUUUAUUCACCUCUCUUUACACUAGCAAGGCCGUUAAGUCUUGAUCUUUCAUGAAAUGUGAUGAAAAAUGUCUCACUCCAAAAUCGUUUUAUAAUCCUUCAACAACGUGUAAUUAAUUACUAGAUUUUGAUCCCAUCUUCAUAAAAGUACAAGGCAAGUAUAACGGAUUAUCAUUUUAAGAUUUCAAUUGAAGAUGUAGUUCAAUUCAUCUCUAACAUUUUGUCACUUGGUUCUUAGAUUUAUUACGUCUGAACAUGAAAAUCAUUUUGUCCUAUCAGUGUAAUAUCUCACCACCUAUAGUUCAAUUUAUUAAAAGUUUUGGCAGUUUAUUGAAGUGAAGUACGAAGCUAAAAGUACAAAUAAUUUUAAAUCAAGAUGUACAAUUUUGUGUAAAAAAGAUACGAACUAGUUGAUCGAUUCUAAUAAUAAAAGUUAACCAUCAAACAUAGUUGCUUAGGUUAUGAUCUUGCCUUCAACAUGGUCUGGUUUUCACGUCUUGUCUUCCUAGUGAAACCUUAAGAAAUUUAUCUUGGAGUCACAUUAUGUUCAAGCUAUGAAUGCACCUGAUACAAAUUAUUGAGAAUAAAGCAUUGUAGAGAGAUUUUAUAAAUAUCUAAAACUGGACGAAGCGGAAGACCUGCCUUGUGAACUUUGGGUAGACCGUAUAGUCGUGGUGUGUUAAUCCAGUUGGUUUAAGUGAAUCGUGUAUACUUGAAGUCUGAAAAGUAACCAUCACUUUAAACUGUUAAAAUUACAUGGAAAGUGGAAGACGCAGAUCACCAUAUUAUCGAGAUAAUCCUAAUUUAUCAUCACAUCAAUACAUUGAAGGUGUUGACCCUAAUUCUGAGAUACACGAUCGCCAAAGACCAGCAAGUGUACAAGAUUUAGAAUAUGGGGAAAUGUAUGAUUCUGGUAUACAACCACACUCAACAUCACCACGACUAAAUAAUCCAUACAUUGAUCCGUUAAUUGAGGGUGAUACAGGUGGAAUCGAUCAUCGUGCAACAUCAUUAGAUCGUCGUGGAGAAUAUUAUGGUACACUGAGAGGAAAUUUCGACUCACAAAGUGAACGAUUGACAAGAAAACCAAUUAAUCGACAACCAUAUACAUUGAAAUCACUUAGUUCAAAUCCAGGAUUAUCCGGUAUAUUAGGUUCAGCAAACCCAUCGUCAGGUCGUAGAGCACAUUCGUAUGAUAUGAAUUUAGAAAAACAAGGUCUGACAGAUUAUAACAGUUUAUUAGCUGCUGCUGGUGUCGGGGGUGUUGGUGUUGGCACAAAUCCAUCAAUUUAUGGUUAUCCUACUAAUCCAUUGCUAGACUAUAGUAGUAAUUUAGGUGUACCAACAUUUCCAACUAUUGGUGGUCUUGACUAUGCAACAUUACAGAGGUCUGGUGUUUAUUCAGGUCUACCACAAACACAACCAACAUCAAUACCAGCUGGAUUAAUUCCACAUAAUCCAGUUACAGAUAUUACUACAUUACAAAGAGAAUGUGUACGAUUGCAACAUGAAUUACAUGUGACUAGAGAGAAAUUAAAUGCCUGUACAAUUAGCAUACGUACAUUUUGGAGUCCCGAAUUGAAGCGUGAGCGAGCAAUGCGUAAAGAAGAGAAUGCAAAAUAUGCUAUAUUAGCUGAUCACUUACAUCAAUUACAAUUGGAAAAACAAACAAUGUUAGAAACAUUACAUAAUAUGGAAUCAGAUUUACGUCAAGAACGUGAUAAAAGAAAUCGUAGCCGUUUCAGUAGUAGUACAAAUGAUUCCGAUGGUUUAAAUGAAUUAGAUUUAGCUAAACGUCAAAUUGAUGAAUUAACAUUAGAAAAUCGUCAACUUAAAAAAUCUAUUGAAGAUUCUGAUAGACGUAUAACUAAUUUAAAAUCUAGUUUAAAUGCUACCGAAGAAAGUUUACGUCGAUUAGUUGAUGCAGUAAAAGCUGGUAAAUCAUCAAAUAUCAAUCCAGAAACUACAACUAAUACAAAUUUAACUAUUGGUGAUGGAUUAACAUCAGUUGGUGAUCAAAGUACUAUUUCAUCUAUCAAAUUAGAUCGUAUUGAAGCAGAUAGACUGGAAAUUUCACGUUUAAGAAAUCAAUUAAAUGAAACAUCAACUCGAAGAAGUGAAGCAGAACGUCAAUUAAUUGAAAGAAAUUUUGAAUUAUCAAGAAUAAAAGAGGAUUUUGAUGCCCUUUUACAAGAACAUCGACAACUUAGACAAGAGUGUGAAACACUUCGACAUGAUACAAGACAAACUCAAACGUUACAAUCAUUGGUUGAUACAAAAGAAUCGAAAAUUUUAACUUUAGAAAAUGAAAUACGUCUUUUAGAAGAUGAAAUUACACGUCUUCGUGAUGAUGGUCUAAUUACUCCAAAUACAUCUACAAGUAGUGGAAUUGAUGAUUUAGAUAAAACUUUACAAGUAUUUCGUAGUAAUGAACGUAUUCUAAAAUCUAAAAUUGAAAUGUUAAAUAGCGAAAUGUCAAAACGUGAAUGUGAAUUAUACACAUUACAAUCACGUUUAGAAAUGACGGAUAAACAACAUCAAGAUCAAAAUCAUCAUAUUAAUGUAUUAAAAGAACAAGUGAAUACACGUGAACAUAAAAUCUCUAUGUUAACAGCUGAUGCUGAAGAUUUUCGUAAACGAAUUAAAGAGAAAGAAAAUCUUUUAGAGAAAAAAUCAAAAGCAUUAACUAAUGCACAAACAGCUAAACGACAAAUUGAACAAGAAUUAAAUGAAUUAAAAGAUCAAAUGGAUAUAAAAGAUAGAAAAAUAUCAUUAUUACAAAAAAAGAUUGAAAAUAUAGAAGAUUUACUUAAUGAUAAAGAAACACAAUUAGCAACAGCUCAAGCUCGUCUUUCACGUAUCAGUACAGAACGUGUCAGUUCAGAUGGUAGUCGUAUUGGAUGGGAAGAAACAUUAAAAGAUAAAGAUCGACAAAUUGAACGUUUAAAAGAAGCUCGUCAACGAAAUGAAUCAGAAAUUGCCGAAGAAUUAGAAACACAAAAACGUCUAAAUACUGAAUUUAAAAAUCGUUUAGAUCUUUUACAAAAAGAACUAGAUGAGAAGACAACACAAUUAAUGGAAAUACGUGAUGAAACAAGUGAUUAUCGUACAUCACGUUUUAAAUUAGAAACAGAAAUAAGUCAAUUACAAACACAAUUAAGUCAACGAAAUUCAGAAGUGACCACAUUACAAAUGGAGAAACAAUUAUUACAAAAGCAACUAACUACUGAAUCGGAUAUGAAAUUUUUACAAAGAACAGCUGAAUUAGAAGGUCAAUUAAAUCACUAUAUGGAAAAUUCAUCUAAACUUCAAACAGAAGUAGAUCGUUUAUUGCGUACUAUUGAUAGCGAAAAAUUUGAUAAAGAAAAUCAACUGAAUGAAUUAAAAGAAGAACUUCGUGAAGCACAAAAUAAUUUGAAUAAUUUAAAACGUAGUCAACAAAAUGAACGAAAAAAAUCAAGUCAACAACUUGAAGAAUUAAGACAACGUGAAGAGAAUGCACAAUCUGAUAAUGAAAUAUUAAAGGGUAUUAUAACAGAGAAAGAUGGAAGAAUUCGUGAACUAGAACAAGCUUUGCGUGAAAGUGUACGUCUAACUGCAGAACGUGAAAUUUACGCUUCCGGUCGUGAUGAUGAAACAAGACAUUUAGAGCAACAGGUACGUGAAUUACGAAGUAAUCUAGAACAUUUUCAACGUGAAAGAAAUAAUCUUUCAGCUCAAUUAGCUUCAGCACAAGAAGAAUUAACUGAUCGUGAAAAUCAACUUAAAACAUUGGAACAAGAAUGUUUCCAGAAUUAUUUACCUGAACUAGAAAAAUUGCGACGUUCAAAUCAUGAAGCUAAUUUACGUGUAGCAGCUAUGAUUAAACUAACACAAGGACGUGAGCAUACUUUAACUGAUCAAGAUCGUGCUGCUUUGUCUACCAUUCCUCUUUUCCCGAAUAUAUCACUUCAUGGAACAUGGUCAGGAAUGUCUGGUGGUCUAGAAAAUAUUGGUGCAACAUCUGGUACAAGAAGAACAGAUUAUUUGGCACCAUAUCAUACAGGUAGUGGUGGAUCAUUAUCACCACAUUUAGCAGGAAGUGCAUUUCAAUUCAUUGGCAAUACUUCAUCUAGUGGUGGCGUAGGUACAGUUGGUGGUAGGGCAUCAGUACCUGGACAAUUAAUGUCUAGUCCAGAUGUUAUUAUGUUAACGAGAAUGUUACAGGAAAAAGAAAACAUGCUUCAACAACAUUUACAAGAAUUAACUCGGUUAAGAUUUCAAAAUUCUGAACUUGAAAUACGUUUGAAAGCAACACAACGAGAAUUAGAUACAAAAGCGGCUAGAUUAAAUGUUCUUGAAACUACUCAUCUUAAUUCAUCUACUGGAAUACAUGAUUUAAGUACAAGAUCCCCAUCAAGUAAUCAAUUAUCUAAAGAAUUAGCUAUAUUACGUAAAACAAAUCAAGAAUUAAGUGUUAAAUUUAAUCAAUUACAAAUGGAAUUAGAUGAACGUUCACGUGGUGGAACAUCAACUGUUGGGGCUUAUGAUAGAUUGAAGUCGUCAAUGGGAUUACAUACAACAGACUUUACAGAAAUGGCUACAUUGAGACGAGAACUUGCUUCUGCUAAGGCUGAACGUGAAGUGGAGGUUGCUAGUUUAAACAGUCAAAUGGAAUUAAUCAAACGUGAACGUGAUGAUUUCAAUGAAAAGUUUAAUGAAACAAAAACUGAUCUCACGGAGAAAAUUCAUCAGCUACGUACAUUGGAAUCCGAGAAAGAAAAACUUAUUUCAGAAAAAGAUGCUUUACAAAAGAAAUAUGAAUCAGUUUUAAGUCAAUUAAGUGAAAAAUCUGAAAAACUUAAACAAAUCGAACAAGAUUGUGCAAAAUCUCAUAUUGAUGAAAUUAAAAGAUUAACUACUGAAUUAAAUGAUUUAAAACAUCAUGUUAACUAUUUACAAAAUACAAUAAAAAGUCGUGAAACUCGUAUUGAGACAACUGAGAAAGAAUCUUUUAAGCUAAGAGAUGAACUAAAUAAUAUACGUAAACAAUUGGCAACUGCUGAAGCAGAAGUGAAAAGUUUACGUGAUGAUGCAGUUUAUAGAGAAGAACGAAUAAAGCAAAUACAAAAUCAAUAUACUGAGGAACUAUCACGACUACGUUGUACUAAUCAAGAACAAGUAACACGUAUUGGACAUUUGGAAAUGAAAUUAGAUGAGAAAGGACAUCAAUUAAAGAGUCAAACAAGUGAAAUUCGUUGUCAAGCUGAUGAAAUUACUCGUCUACAGUCUACAAUCGAAGAAACCAAUAAUCGACUAUCAGUUAAUCAGAAACGUGCAGAAGAACGUGAAAUGAGGUUAAGAAAACUUGAAAAUGAAAAUCAUGAUUUAUUAGAUGAAAUUCAUGGUCUACGUAAAGGUAACACAGAGUUGGAGAGUCAAAUUGAUAGUUUAAGACAACGUUUAUUAGAUCGACAAGAAUCGACCGAAUCUGUUACUGGAGUACCAUUAACAUCUACUAGAAUAUAUCAACCAAGUUUAGGAUUAUCUACAACUUCUAAUCAAGAAUUAGAUAGAUUACGUAAACAGUAUAGUGAAAUGAAAACAUCUUGUGAACAAGCACAAAAAUCAUUUGAAGAAGCUCAAAUACAGUAUGAUCAAAUGAAAAUUCAAUAUGAUAAUUUACAAGUACAAUAUGAACAAGAAAAUGAAAAAUGUAAAAAAUUAGAAGAACAGCUACGUAAUAAAAUCAAUGAAUUAAAUGAACAAACUUCAGAAACGCGUACUUUAAUCCAACCAACUCAUCAGUUGACGUUGAAAAUCGAGGAACUUCAGAAAGAACUGGAACGUAAAGAAGCUCAGAUUAUAUGCUUGAAUAAACAGAUAGAUCGUCAAUAUACAUCUUUAUCAACUACACCAGAUGGACGUCAUACUGAUUCUACUAAUCAACAAUUAUUAAUUGCUGAUUUACAAGUUCGUCUUCGUCAAGCUAUUGAAGAUCGUGAUAUUGCACGUGAACAACUGACAACUAAUUUAACUAGAGCUGAAACAUCUACAUUAGAUAUGCAACAACAAUAUAUGUUGGAUAAACAAAGUUUACAACAACAAAUUACCAAUUUAACCCAAACAGUACAAAAUAUGACAAAUGAAUCAGAACGUUAUCAAAGAGAAUUUAAACAAGCUAGUUCACGUGUUCAACAACUUAGUCGUCAAUUACAAGAAACACAAUCAAAUUGUGAUUCAAUUGCUCGACAAAGAGAUAAUUUAAGAGAUCAAUUGGAUCAGUUAAAACGUAGUAUGGGACGAAGUGGUUCAGCUACAGUAACUAGUAUUUUUGGUAUAAGUAGUUCAACUGGUGGAAUGCGUCCAGCAUCUGCUGGUCCAGGAAAUUAUGAUAAUGUUCCAUUAUAUAGUACAACAUCUGGAACAACUCAUCUAUCUAGAGAAAUGGAUCGUUUACAUAGAGAAUGUGAAAAUUUACAAAAUCAAUUAAGAAUUAGUCAAGAAUCAGAACAAGAAUCUCGUAAUUUAGUUGAUAAUUUAAAGAAUGAUAUAAAGAAUCUUACAAAUGAGAUAGAACAAUUUAAGGAACAAAUUAAAGAAUUAGAAAAACAAAAAAUGGAAUAUAAUAAUGAAUUAACUAAGACUCAACGUGAACUUCAAACUCAAACUGAUGUAGCAAAAGACAAAUUAACUCAUACACAACAACUUUUAAUUGAGAAAACAAGUCAGCUUGAAAAUGCAGCAAACCAAUUGAAUAAUGUACGACAAUAUUGUUCUGAACUUGAACAACGUAUUAAUGAAAUGUCACAACGAUUAAAUAUGGCAGAAUCACAUACUCAACAACAAGCAGAUGAAUUAAAACGUUGUCAACAAUUAGAAUUUGAAUGUAAUCAAUUACGUAAUGAAAUAAAGGCUAGUCAUAAUGAAGUACAACAUUUACAAUUACAAUUAGAUCAAUUGAAUAGAGAAUAUCAAAAUCAAGGAAGAAGAAUGGAACAAAUGACUAUUGAAUUAAGUACAACACAAUCAAAUACAAAUCAAAUAAAACAAGAAUUACAAUUAACUAAAGAACGUAAUAAAGAACUUGAAACAAAAAUUACUGAUACUCAUCAAACAAUUAGAGAAUCAGAAACGGAAACAUUGAAUAUAUUACGUGCAGAACUGAAAGAUACUCAAGUGAUUAAACAACAACUUGACGAACAAUUAAACUCGUUACAAGAAGAUUUAAGGCAAACUCAACAAGAAUUAGAUGAAAAAACUAGAGCUUUAGAUAUAUUGGAAAAUACUCAUCUUCGAAAUCAAUCUGAAGAAAUAAUCACUUUGCAGAAAGAGCUAAGUAAUGCACGUAUGCAAAUUGAAGAGCUUGGAGGCCCUAUAGAACCAGGUUCCAAAUUGAGAGGACCACCUUUAAAAAUAGAGAUUGAUACACUGAAAAAAGAAAUUAAUAAACGUGAAGAUGCACUUAAUCGUUUAGAAAGAGAAUGUCAAGAAAAGCAUAUACAUCGUAUUGAAGCAAUGCAAUCACAAUUACGUCGAUUUGAAGAAGAAACUGCUAAUUUAAAUCAAGUUUUAGAUGAACAAAGAGUUGGAUUAGAAGAAAGAGAUCGUGUUAUUCGACAAUUACGAUCGGAUCAAGCUCAAGGAUCAUUGAUUGAACUUGAAAAAUUGAAAGCUGAACAUAAUGGUUGUAAAGAUAAAAUUGAACAAUUGAACAAACGUAUUACCACAUUGAAUAAACAAGUUGAAGAUCAAUCCGAUGAAAUUUUAACAAUCAAAUUAGAAUCACUUACUGCUUCAUUAUGUGAAAAAGAAGCUAAUAUUGCUUUAAUGGAAUUAACUGCUCCAAAGAAUACAACUUCUAAUCAAGCAUUAGAAAAAUUACGAAUGGAACGGGAUCAAUUACAACAACAACAAAAACAACUUAGUAAUACACGUGCUAUGCUUUUAGAAGAAAAAAUGUCACGUCAAUAAUUUUUUUUUAUUUAUUUAUUUCAAUGAAUAUGAUCUUCUAUACUAUAUAUCUAUACUUUAACAAUUCAAUCAUGAAAUCAUUCAUUCUAGUAAUCUGUUAUCUUAUCCAUCCUAUCCUAUCCAUCUAACCUAUCCAUCUAACCUAUCCAUCUAACCUAUCUAUCUAUCUAACCUAUCUAUCAUUCUUUCUAUUGUUUACAUAGUUAACUUUUUUUUUAAUUAUAUUAAAUCUUCAAAAUAUUGUUUAUUUUUAAAUUUCAUCUUUCUUUUUUUUAUUUUUUUAAUUAUUAUUGUCAUUGAAAACAUUUUGAUCAAUUUUUUUCUUAUUUUUAUUAUUUUCGGUCUUUUCUUUUCCUUUUCUUUUUUAUUUACUUUUUUCUUUACUUUUCUUUUCUUUCCUUUUUCUCUUUUUCUUUUCUUUUUUCUUUUUCCUUUUUCAUUUUUCUUCUUUUUCUGUUUUUCUUGUUUUCUAUUCUUUUUUCUUUACUUUUUCUUUUUUCCUUUUCCUUUUCUUUUUUAUUUA
Molecule: messenger RNA, 8849 nt
Organism: Schistosoma rodhaini
Lineage: Eukaryota; Metazoa; Platyhelminthes; Trematoda; Strigeidida; Schistosomatidae
Source: the annotation of a GenBank genome assembly